AGUUGGCGAGGACGGGGAAUGGGAUGUUACCAACGGCAUCCUGACGCUGAGUAACGAGACGAGUUACCAAGUGACGGGCCUUUUCCCCUUUACCGUGUACAGUUUCCGGGUGCUAGCCGUAAAUGCAAUGGGUCGGAGUAGACCCAGCAAGGAAUCCUACUACAUGGUGACGCUCCGUGAGGUGCCUGACGGGAAGCCUACGAUCACCACUGCCCAGAAUACCAGCGCCACGUCCCUUCACAUCAGCUGGCGACCUCCUCACCAUGACACCAUUCACGGAGAGUUCUUGGGCUACCGCAUAGAGUACAGACCCCGUGACCGUGGACCGGAAGCCAUCAAGGAGAUAUACAUCCGCGACUCGAACGUAGACAGCCACACAAUUCAGAAUUUGGAAACUUACACACAGUACCGUGUAUCCCUCCAGGUGUUCAAUCCAGAAGGACCAGGGCCGAGCACAACGGUUCUUGUGAUGACGGAUGAAGGCGUGCCAAGCAAACCCCUGAAUGUAACAGUUCUGCAUGUCACCCAUUCAUCCAUCGAGCUGUCAUGGAACAAACCAGAGAGACCCAAUGGCCAGAUCACCGGGUACCGUCUCUACUAUAUGCAUGCCAACUACACGGAUGUGAAGACCAUCCGCAAGACAGAUCCUCACAUAGAAUUUACUCUCAAAGAUCUGAAACCAUACACGGAAUACAAGAUAUGGCUGAAGGCUUUCACUUGGAAGAAUGAAGGUGAGCCUUCGGAAGCCAUCCGCCACAGAACAGAUAUAAGCGGCCCUAGUGCUCCACGCAUUUUGAAUCUAACCUGCCAGUCCCACGAUACUCUUUACCUUCAGUGGCAGCGUCCUCAAGAGUACUUCGGAGUUAUUGAUCGAUACAUCAUUUUAUUUCGUGAAGAGAGGUCCACAGACUUUGAAGAGGUGGUGGUUUCAGCAUUGGCAGACCAUCCAGAGCCCUCGAUGCUGAUUCCAAAUCUUACUGUUGACACGGUGUAUGAGAUCAAAGUUCGUGGCGUUUCUCAUAGCACUAUCAGCCGUGAAGAUGUGCAAGGCGAGCUGUCUGAACCACGGAAGGUGCAGGUUCAACCCAACUGUGACAAGAUUCAGAACUUCAGACAAAGCAGUAAAAGAGAGUUGAGUGCAGGGAUGAUAGCUGGUGUUGUGUGUGCCUCAUUUGCCGUGUUAUUGGCAGCGAUCUCCUUUAUACUUUGGAGGAAAUGUUUCCAUGCUGCGUAUUAUUACCUUGAUGAUCCUCCAAGGGCACCUCCACCAACACUGGUAGACUGGGAUGCCAGAUCAGAGAAUGGUGGUGUAAAAACAGCCAUUCCUGUUCAUUUGUUCUCCAAACAUGUGACAGAACUUCAUGCAGAUGGCGACAUUGGCUUCAGCAAGGAGUAUGAGGCAAUACAGGCAGCUUCCACACAAGAAGAAUAUCCAUCAGAACACUCUCAGCACCCUGAAAACAAGCAGAAAAAUCGCUAUCUUAAUAUAUUAGCAUAUGACCACAGCCGAGUCCAGCUUUUGCCAGUUCCUGGGCAAAAGCGUUCCAUCGAUUAUGUCAACGCUAACUAUAUUGAUGGUUUCCAGCGGUCACGGGCAUACAUAGGUACACAGGGACCACUCCCUGCAACAUUUGAUUGUUUCUGGCGUAUGGUUUGGGAACAGCAUGUGGCAAUCAUUGUGAUGAUUACCAAUCUUGUGGAGCGUGGAAGGGAAACUCUUAAAAGACAGCCUAAGCUUGCAUCCCAAUGUCUGGAGAGAAAGUGUGACAUGUAUUGGCCUAAGGAAGGGGUGGAAACAUAUGGAGUGAUACAAGUGAGACUGGUGAAGGAAGACGUCAUGGCAACGUAUACUGUUCGCACUCUACAAAUACGACACCUGCGGGUGAGCGAUCACACCUAUAUCAAAGUUAAGAAGAAGAGACAAGGCAUGACAGAACGCUUUGUGUAUCAGUAUCACUACACAAACUGGCCUGACCAUGGCACACCAGAUCACCCAUUGCCCGUCCUCAGUUUUGUGAAGAAGUCAUCAGCUGCCAAUCCUGUGGAUGCUGGCCCAAUAAUUGUCCAUUGCAGUGCUGGUGUUGGCAGGACAGGCACAUAUAUAGUUUUAGAUGCAAUGUUAAAGCAAAUUAGAAGCAAGGGAGAAGUGAACAUUUUUGGAUUUUUACGGCAUAUUCGCACACAACGCAACUUCCUGGUGCAAACAGAGGAGCAGUAUAUAUUCAUCCAUGAUGCACUCCUUGAAGCAAUUGAGAGUGGUGAGACGAACCUUAAUCAGGCUUAUCUAUCACGCUACAUUCACAGCCUACAAACCAGUGAUGCCCUGGAGGAAAAAACAGAGCCAUGGAAAAUGCUUGAGAUCCAGUUUAAGCUUGUAACAUCAUUCCAACCAAAAGAUUUCAACCUAGUAUCUGCCAACAAACCAUGCAACCAGCUGAAGAAUCGUACGCUAGAUCUUUUGCCAGUUGAAAGUGCCAGGGUUCAUCUGACUCCAAAACCUGGAGUUGAUGGAAGUGAUUACAUAAAUGCUACAUGGUUUCAGGGUUUCCACAAGUUGCGGGAAUUUAUAAUCACGCAGCAUCCGCUUGAAGUGACUGCACAGGAUUUCUGGCAGAUGGUUUGGGAUCACAAUGCGCAAACGAUUGUCAUGCUUUCCAGUUCAGAUGACCAGGAAUUUGGCAUAUUCUGGCCAGUAGCACAUGAAGAAAUGGAGGCUGAAAAUUUUAGAGUGAAAUUUGUGGAGGAAAGUGAUUGUGGUGAUUAUGUGACCCGUGACUUCACAGUUCAGUCACUGCAAGAUGACUAUGAACUGCCAGUACGCAUGAUGCACUGUGCUAACUGGCCACACAACUGUAGUCCCAUCACUUCCCUCUUUGAACUCAUCCACCUAGUCCAAGAAUGGCAUCGUGAAUAUCGAAAUGGGCCCAUCAUAGUGAUGGACAGGUAUGGAGGAACAGAAGCGGCCAUCUUCUGUUGUCUUACAACAUUAAACAAGCAGCUGGAAUAUGAAAAUCAUGUGGAUGUAUACAUGUAUGCCAAACUCUACCACAACAAACGCCCAGGGAUCUGGAAGUGCCAAGAUGACUAUCUGCUUCUGUACCAUGCCCUGGAAUCAUUAACUAGCAGCAUGGCAAACGCCAUCCCUCCUCCACCUCCUGCCCCCACUCCUGCUCAACCAGAUUUGUACCUUACAGCAAAUGGGCACAUCAACGGGUUUGUUGGCAAUGGAAAUGGACCAGGUCAAGGAAAUGGAAGUGUGCGGGUGCCUCCAGAAGGCAUGGAGUCAGGAGUGGGCAGACGUGACACACUUGCUUGAGGUGUGCCUGGGCAGUGUGUUUUUCUGGUGAUAUAUUUUAGUGGAUAAAAGACUGUUAAUUCAGUGAGAGACAAGGACCAUGUGUGGCAGCAUGGCUAUUUGCCAAAAAAUAGUAAUAUAAAAUUUUUUUAUAACGUGUUCAUAGUUUUUUUUAUGCUAAGAAAGGCCGUACCGUAUCGUCAGAUUAUAAAGCAUUACUGUCAGUGGUGAGUUCCGACAGGUGGAAAGUUGACAGUGAAACUGACCUGUAGCGUCCAAAGAUUGGUUAUGGUUAGGAAAGAACCAAAUACGUUGUUCUGCAGAAAUAGUUGUCUGUUGGUGCAUUUAACCUUAGUGUUGCAUUUGUAUGUACAUAUAUCUUUGUGUACUCACUUUGGUUUUUGUGUUUUGAAUGGCAUUGUGUGUAAUGUUGUGAAUCCCUUAAGGGAAUCCAGGUUUUCAUAUAUCCUGUGAUUUGACGUUAGGACACCUUCAUUGCAGUCUAAAAGAUGUAUAUCUAUAUAUUAAACACACAAUGUCUUUAUGUUUUGUUAGUGUUGUCACAAUUCAUAGUGUGUGCACUGGGUUGCAUGUCAGUGAAUUAGGUGUCUCACACCGUCUGUACUUCAUUAGUCAUUUGUUGCAGUUAAUGAAAUCUUGUAGUUUCUAGUCCCAGGAAUGCUGGUGUUUGACAGAGCUUUGGCCCACCAAAGGUAAGGGAGUGCUAGGAGGGAAAAAUGGGCCCAAGUGGCAAAGACAUCUGUGGAAAUUGAUGAUGUAGCAUCAUUUUCUCAUAUCCAUAUUCAGAUGUAAGUUGACCAACAUCACUGUAGUCUUAUAUUAGAUGACUGACUACAUAAUUCCUUAUCAGUAAUGAUCAGAGAGAGUUUUAGAUGAUAGACUUCUUACUUUCCAGGAAAUAAGAGAAUAAUUUUAUUUGCUCAGUACAAAGUACAUGUGAUUUGUGUCUGCCUAGUAUCCCUUGUUCAUUCAUUAUAGUAACAUUUCUUCUUUGUUAUUUUUAAUGGAACAGGAACCUGAUCUUAACUUAAAUUCCAUUUGACUCUCAAGGGAGUACAAGUACAAAUGCAGUCGAUAUAUUCCAUAAUGAGACUGGCAUUCUGCACUAGUGACAGUCGGAAGUGUAGUGGGAAAACAUUCUAAACAUUCAUCAUUGUGAACCAUCUCUUGAAUCCUGCCUAUGUCUUAGCUAUGUUAUUAGAGUUUAUUAAAAAAAUAUGACAAAAUAUCUUCAUGCAACGUAUUUGAUAUACAGUUCAUUGUAUAAAAAAUAGAAUUCAGCUUUUUAUAUUGGUGUGAACAAUCAAGAUGGGACAUGUUUCCGGGUCAGUGACUUUAUUUUAGGAAGAUGCAUUUUUUGUCAUUUUCCUUCUGAGUGUUUUAUACUGUAUAUAACUGUGUACAUACAGGUGGAUCUGGAUGCUACAGUUCCCGAUGUCCAAGUGUUCCUAGAAUGAUAUGUUGUAGUCUCACCUCAUGUUAGGGAAGUGAAUUCAUUCCCCAUUACGUUUGUACAGCCGUUUAAUGGUGUGUCAAUCAACUGUGACAGUGAACUUAUUCCAACUUCAAGACAUGCUGAUAUAAUAAAAGGCUUUAUUUGUCAAAUAA
This is a messenger RNA of Cryptotermes secundus, 4924 nucleotides long. RefSeq names its product tyrosine-protein phosphatase 99A (gene Ptp99A). NCBI's taxonomy places the organism in Eukaryota, Metazoa, Arthropoda, Insecta, Blattodea, Kalotermitidae. Gene Ontology annotation, biological process: protein dephosphorylation. Gene Ontology annotation, molecular function: protein tyrosine phosphatase activity; protein binding. The record is from RefSeq and is a predicted model, not a curated record.